Arvicanthis niloticus (Nile rat) is the source of this 812-nucleotide messenger RNA. It is a transcript of the gene Pyurf, whose product is annotated as PIGY upstream open reading frame. The record is from RefSeq and is a predicted model, not a curated record. Lineage: Eukaryota; Metazoa; Chordata; Mammalia; Rodentia; Muridae.
GGACGAGGGGGGCACCCGGCCGCUAGGUGCUGGGAAAGCCGUGAAGUUCGCGGCGCAGCCUGGUCAGCUGUCUGAGGGAGCCGCCAUGCUGAGCGCCACGUGCCGCAGGCUCGCCCCGGUGCUGCGGAGGCCGUGCGCACCGCCUGCGGUCGCCCGGAGGUGUCUGCAGGCACCCGGGGCCAGGUCCUGCGCUGACCAGAGCGAGAGGGCUGAGCAGCCUCGCACCUUCCACCCGGCGCUGCUGCAGUUCCUGGUGUGUCCGCUCUCCAAGAAGCCGCUUAGAUAUGAAGCAUCGACAAAUGAAUUGAUUAAUGAAGAGUUGGGAAUAGCAUAUCCAAUCAUCGACGGGAUCCCUAAUAUGAUACCACAGGCAGCAAGGACAACACGUCAGACUAAGAAGCAAGAAGAAGCUGAGCAGCACUAGGCCUUGUUUGUUGAAAGCAUAAUUACCGAGUUUUCUUAAUACUGCAGACCUUUAAAAUGGGGACGGGGACUUGGGGCGGAACAGUGAUUCUGCCUUGGCCUGCCUGACUGUUCUUCCCCUGCUCUCUUUAGUGGGACUAUUCUGAUCUGUUUUUCUGGAGAAUUUCCCACAGGGAUGCACCAGCACAGACAGGCUUUGCUUUUACAGUCUGCUUUUGCCAACUACCAUGCCAGUGUGUGUGUGUUCUUCCACCUUUGGAACCAGAUAGAUCUAAAACUCUUUAAGUGUAGUUAGUACAACCAUGGCCAGGACAGACAGCACAUACGUUAGUAAGAGAAGUCUGGAGCAACAUCUGUGAAAACUACAUAUAAACCAAUUUGGUUUAUAA